AUUUUUUUUAAUAUGCAGAGCUUUGGUGUAACACCACCAUUGUGAAUUCACAGCGUUUUUAAUAGUUAUAAAUAUUAAUUUUGGACAAAGGGAUAUCAAUUUUGGACAAAAGCAGACAAAAUGGGGAUGUUCACAAUAGCGAAUGUGAGACCUGGGACAUAUAACCUCUUCGCAUGGGCUGCCGGACAUAUUGGCGACUAUAAAUACGAGCGUGAAAUUAUAAUUACACCAGGUAAGGCAAUAAACGUAGGAUCCUUAGUGUAUGAGCCGCCAAGAAGUGGUCCGACGCUGUGGGAGAUCGGUGUACCGGAUCGGACCGCCUUAGAAUUCAAUAUCCCAGAUCCGGACCCAGCCCUUGUGACCAAACUAUAUGCAAAUCACCCAAAUGCUCCUGAAGACAGAUUUAGACAAUAUGGUCUAUGGGAUCGUUACAAAGUAUUGUAUCCUCGAGAAGAUGUUACUUUUACUGUUGGAGUGAGUGACUAUAAAAAAGAUUGGUUCUUUGCACAUCUCAACAGGAGAGCUGGAGAAAAGAAACUUCAAGCAACGACAUGGAAAAUUGUUUUUAACUUAAAACAAGUGUCCCAAACUGGAAAUUAUACUCUUCGAAUGGCUUUGGCUGCAGCCAACACUGCCGAUAUAUUAGUUCGGGUCAACGAACCUAGCUCCAAACCUAUGUUUAGGACUGGGUUAGUAGGUCGGGAUAACGCGAUCGCUAGACAUGGAAUUCAUGGGUUAUACAGAUUGUUCAAUAUAGACGUUCAGAGAAAGUUGCUUAAGGUUGGUGACAAUACGAUUUUUCUCACUCAAAACCGGGUCACUAGUAUUUUUACAGGUGUCAUGUAUGAUUAUCUUCGAUUGGAAGGUCCUUCAGGAGCCAUAUAAUCUCUUAAUAAUAGAUAAGUGAGUGAUGGGAGAGUUUUAUUUUUAUCUUUUUAAUAAAAACGUGAGUGUUUAUUUUUUUAAUAGGAAGAUUUGUUAUAAAUAAUCAAUAAUUUUUGUAACCAGUGAAAUAAAGAUUUUGACUA
Molecule: messenger RNA, 1028 nt
Organism: Brassica napus (rape)
Lineage: Eukaryota; Viridiplantae; Streptophyta; Magnoliopsida; Brassicales; Brassicaceae
Product: rhamnogalacturonate lyase-like
Exons: 4
Coding region: 121-885 (254 amino acids)
Molecular function (GO): carbohydrate binding
Source: RefSeq, a predicted model, not a curated record